AUGGAGUCCAUUUUUACACUUGUGCAUGUUUUAGUGGCCAUUGUCAAUUAUUCAGGAGCUAAUAAUUAUACUUGUAGCCUGCGUGAUGAGAAUGUAGACCCACAUAUAUGGAAGAAUGGUGAUAUCAUAGUUGGAGCAAUUUUCCCCUUUCAUAGUAAUUGGGACAUCUCGGAGUCAUCUUAUUCUGUCAGACCAUCUUCAAUGAAGUGUAUGAGUCUGGAUUUCAGAGCUUUCCAGUAUUCACAGUCCUUGAUUUUUGCAACAGAGGAGAUCAACAACAGUUCCUCUUUAUUACCUGGAAUAUCAUUGGGUUACAAGAUCUAUGACACCUGUGGUUCUGCAGCAUUGGGGACGAAAGUGGCUAUGGCUCUCAUUAAUGGAAAUGAAAACUCAGCCUCUGAUGAGAUUUGCACAAAGCCUGCACAGGUUCAAGCCAUAAUAGGAGAGACCUACUCUUCAGUGUCAAUGGCUAUAUCAAAGAGUAUUGGACCUUUCAGCAUUCCCUUAAUCAGUUAUUUUGCCACCUGUGAAUGUCUCAGUGACAAAAGGAAAUAUCCCUCAUUUUUACGCACUGUUCCCAGUGAUUAUUACCAGAGCAGAGCCCUGGCAGAGAUGGUUAAGCACUUUGGCUGGACUUGGGUGGGAGCAAUAAGAAGAGAUGAUGAUUAUGGUAACAACGGUAUGGCCACUUUCACAAAAGUUGCCGAGCAACUGGGCAUCUGCUUAGAAUAUUCGCUUCCAUUUUUUGGAACCUACUCAAAGGAGAAAGUGCUAAGAAUUGUUGAGCAAAUUAAAAGCUCAACCUCUCGAGUAAUAGUGGGAUUUCUCACUCAAUGGGAUUUGGAAAUUUUGGUGCAUGUGCUUUCUGAACACAACAUCACUGGAUAUCAGUGGGUGGGAACUGAGGGCUGGAUCGCUGAUCCUAUAGUGGCCACAAGCGAUAAGCACAACAUACUGCAAGGAGCCAUAGGACUGGCUAUACCCAAAACAAAGUUGGCAGGUCUAAAGGACUUCAUUCUAGAUAUAAAGCCACUAAAAUCUGUAGGAAGUGCAAUUUUUACUAAAUUUUGGGAGAGUUUGUUUAAGUGUAAAUAUACAGUGCAGAAUAAUUCAGAAAACUCACCAGUGUGCACAGGAGAAGAGACGUUGUCUGAGAUGGACAAUGCUUUCACUGACAUGUCCCUGAUGCCUAUUUUUAGUAAUGUAUAUAAAGCAGUAUAUGCCAUUGCCCAUACGUUACAUGAACUUCUUGGCUGCAAAGAAACAUGUCCUACAAAGAAGCAGCCCGAUCCUUUCACAUUUCUAGAAUACCUUAAAAAGGUACAUUUUAAGACCAAAGAAGGUGAAGAAGUUUAUUUCGAUAUAAAUGGUGACCCACCAGCAAAAUAUGAAAUAAUAAACUGGCAAUUAAAUAAAAACAAUCAAAGUGAAUUUAUAACUGUUGGACUUUACGACUCCUCUUUACCUGCUCCUGGUCGACUAGCAGUAAAUUUGUCCUCGAUUGUGUGGGCACAAAAUAGCAAUAAGGUACCAAUAUCUAUAUGUCAAGAAAGCUGUCCUCCAGGCAGCAGGAAAGCUGUACAAAAAGGAAAACCCAUCUGCUGUUUUGACUGUAUUCCAUGUGCUGCAGGAGAGAUCAGUAACAUGACAGAUGCUAUAAAAUGUGAACAAUGCCCACAGGACUACUGGUCAAAUGCACACAAGGAUGAAUGUGUAAAGAAGGAAAUUGAAUAUUUGUCCUAUGAGGAAACAAUGGGGAUUUUGCUAACAGUAAUGUCCGUUGUUGGUGCAUUUAUGACGAUGGUAAUAGCGAUCAUUUUCUUUAGAUAUAAAGAUACCCCAAUAGUCAAAGCCAAUAACUCUGAGCUGAGCUUCCUGCUGCUCUUUGCACUGGCUCUGUGCUUCCUCUGUUCACUUACUUUCAUUGGUCAGCCCUCUCAGUGGUCCUGUAUGCUGCGUCACACAGCGUUUGGGAUCACCUUUGUCCUCUGUAUCUCCUGUGUUUUGGGGAAAACCAUUGUGGUGUUAAUGGCCUUCAGGGCUACACUUCCAGGAAGUAAUGUCAUGAAAUGGUUUGGGCCUCCACAACAGAGACUCAGUGUACUUGCCUUCACUCUCAUACAGGUGCUAAUCUGUGUGCUUUGGUUAACAAUAUCCCCCCCUUUUCCUUUCAAAAAUCUAAAGCACUACAAAGAGAAGAUUAUUCUAGAAUGUCAUUUAGGCUCCAGCUUAGGUUUCUGGGCCGUGCUGGGAUAUAUUGGACUUUUGGCACUUUUAUGUUUUGCUUUAGCUUUUCUCGCACGAAAGUUACCAGAUAAUUUUAAUGAAGCUAAAUUCAUUACAUUCAGCAUGCUAAUGUUCUCUGCAGUCUGGAUCACUUUUAUUCCAGCGUAUGUGAGUUCACCUGGGAAGUUUACUGUAGCUGUGGAGAUAUUUGCUAUUUUAGCAUCAAGCUUUGGUUUGCUGUUCUGUAUCUUUCUUCCAAAAUGUUAUAUAAUUAUAUUGAAGCCAGAGAAAAACACCAAAAAGCAAAUCAUGGGGAAGGUUAAGUAA
Molecule: messenger RNA, 2553 nt
Organism: Tachysurus fulvidraco (yellow catfish)
Lineage: Eukaryota; Metazoa; Chordata; Actinopteri; Siluriformes; Bagridae
Product: extracellular calcium-sensing receptor-like
Exons: 6
Coding region: 1-2553 (850 amino acids)
Biological process (GO): G protein-coupled receptor signaling pathway
Cellular component (GO): membrane
Molecular function (GO): G protein-coupled receptor activity
Source: RefSeq, a predicted model, not a curated record